Bombus huntii is the source of this 1640-nucleotide messenger RNA. Its product is annotated as leptin receptor overlapping transcript-like 1. NCBI's taxonomy places the organism in Eukaryota, Metazoa, Arthropoda, Insecta, Hymenoptera, Apidae. Gene Ontology annotation, biological process: late endosome to vacuole transport via multivesicular body sorting pathway. Gene Ontology annotation, cellular component: endosome. Bases 870 to 1223 code for a protein of 117 amino acids. The transcript has 5 exons. The record is from RefSeq and is a predicted model, not a curated record.
AAAAGUAUGUUAGGCUUUAGAUGGCUUACGUCACGACAUUCUCAAAGUGAAAAUACGAUAAAUAUAAGUACAUACUUCUUACUUGUCAAAUCGGUCUAUAAUGGCUGGAAUUAAAGGUUAUUCGGCAUAUAUAUUUAAUUGCAUAAAUACAUAAGCUUUUAUCAUAAAAUUAAAAAAUAUGAUAUUGCCGAUGGAAGUUUAAUGAAAAAGCUGAAUUAAAAAUGAUACGUCUAAACAUAACCUUACUACUGUUAUUGUCAUUGCUGUCAAAUUUUUAUAUGUAACUAACGCAUGUUUAUUAAUUUAUUUUAUAAACAUAUAUAUAUACAUACUAUUUUAUUUUUAUAUAAUACAAGUUUACUGUAUUUCAUUUUACUAACUAUAUUUUCUUAUUAUAAUCAUUUUUAAAUAUUCUAAACAUUUUUGUGUGGUCAGAUUUAUUAAUUAAUAUUUGUUUUGUAUGUUAAACAUUUAUGAAACAGAUGUAAGUCUUUUAAAUGUUUACAUACAAAUUUUUAGAGGUAUAAAAUGUAUUAUUUCAAAUUAUAAAUUAUAUUCAUAAAAUGAAGAAACCAAAAAGAUUCAUUAGUAUAAAUUAUAUAGGUUCUUUUGUUUUUCACAUUUUAUGUUUAUAUGUAUAUCUUGCAUGAAUUAUUUUAUAAUUAGAUCAUUAAUCAUAUUAUUUCAAAUCAUAAAAUAUGAUAUAGUUUUUCAUUGGACAAAUUUGACAACUAUGAUAACUUAUAAAAGUUACAUAUCUUUUUUAUAUAUAAUAAUUUAUAUAAAUUUCCCUUGGUUUGUUCCAUGCUAAUAAUGGCCUUCACUAUUAAACAGCAUUAGUACUUUUGGCAUUUGGUGGCUCUAUUGGUAUGACAUUUGUUAUACUAGGUUGUGCUUUACCUGUAUAUAAAGUAUGGUGGCCACUUUUUGUCAUACUAUUUUACAUAUUAGCACCAAUUCCAACUAUAAUUGCACGUCGUUAUACAAAUGAUUUUGACAAUAAUCCUAAUCCAUGUUUGGAGUUAGCAGUAUUCAUUACUACAGGUUUCGUUGUAUCAUCAUUUGCUCUUCCUAUUGUCUUAGCUCGGUCUCCAAUCGAUGAACCAGUGAUACAAUGGGGCGCUUGUUACUUGACUUUAUCAGGUAAUAUUAUUAUAUAUCUAACUCUAGUCGGACUUUUUGCAACCUUUGAUCAGGAUGGUGUUGGAUAUAACACAUGUUGAAAUGGUGUACUUCAUUGUACUUAUUUAUUAAUUUUACAUGGUUUUUGCAAGAUAAAAAGAAGAAUGCAAAUCAUAUAUUGCACUGACUGACAGUCAUGUGUUGAUUCUAAGUCAUUGCAACAUUUAUAGUAUAUUACUUACAUGAUACAUACAUAUAUAUAUAUAUAUAUAGAUAUAUAUAUAUAGAUAUUAAUACUAUAACAAAGAGUAUUACAAUAACCAAUACUAAAGUUAAUGAUUUAUUUUGAUAUUUUUAUGCAGUAUCCAAAAUUUUAGAUUUGAAAAAAUAAAAAUUUUUAUAAAUCUCUUUGGAUAAAAUUAAAAAACACAACUAUGCUAAAACAUGUAAAAUUUAAUAUUUAUAUUUAUUGAGUUUAAGUUCUUGAAAGCAAUAUUAAUAAACAAUUUUUUACAUUA